GUGAUUCAUUUUGGCAACACCUUCCCAUUGUUAUUCCUAAAGCUAUAUAUUAUGCGUGCAUCAGUCAGCUAUCGUACACAGUACCAGUAUCCUCCCAACUUGGUUUCUUAGGCAAACUGGAAAAUAUCUACUUAAUCCUGCAAAUUUUUGAACUAUACAGACCAUCAUGUCCCUAAAAAACUCAAGCAGGAUCCCAAAGGUAAGUGAAAUUACAAAAUGUGUAUACAUAUAUAUGCACACAAACACAUGUACUGUAGGAAUAAUUGUAAAUACAAAAAAUAACAAAUUUUCAACCUCUGAGGGUCUUUCUCAAGAUCUUGAGAAAGACCCUCAGGAGUCGAAACGUUGAUCGGGAGGCUGUUGGUUUUUUGUAUUUUGAUGCACUGAUUAACCUAUUUCAGCUAUUGAAAAACCUUUGAGUGCACCCCAAUUUUUUGGAUUAUUUAAACAACAUGGGUUGGCACCUAGAUAUCUAACAGAUAUGUUUUGAUUAGGUGAGUGGCAAGCUCUUUUGUAUGUAUGUAUGUAUAUAUAUAUAUAUAUAUAUAUACACAAAGUGUACGUAUAAAGAUAGAUUUCCUUUUUAGAACAACUUUUAGAAAACUUUUAAUUAAAAAAUAUAUAUAUAUAGUCUUUCAAAGCAAUGUCUGCCUUGUCUGUGCUAGAAUUAAACUGGAUUGUGAUGUCAGUUGUUACAUCUAUAAUACACAUAUAAGAAAAAUAAAUCUUUGCAUGAAAAACUUUAGCACAGUAAUAGGCUGUUACUUGUUUUAUUCUCUAGUUAAAUUUCAGAGAAGUUACAGUUAUCCUUUAAGGAAUAUGCAUGACUCUGUGUAUAUAUAAACCCACCUAGUAUUUAGAAACAUAGAAACAAAGAAUGUGACGGCAGAUAAGAACCAUUCGUCCCAUCUAGUCUGCCCAAUUUUCGAAAUACUUUCAUUAGUCCCUGGCCUUAUCUUAUAGUUAGGAUAGCCUUAUGCCUAUCCCACGCAUGCUUAAACUCCUUUACUGUGUUAACCUCUACCACUUCAGCUGGAAGGCUAUUCCAUGCAUCCACUACCCUCUCAGUAAAGUAAUACUUCCUGAUAUUAUUUUUAAACCUUUGUCCCUCUAAUUUAAGACUAUGUCCUCUUGUUGUGGUAGUUUUUCUUCUUUUAAAUAUAGUCUCCUCCUUUACUGUGUUGAUUCCCUUUAUAUAUUUAAAUGUUUCUAUCAUAUCCCCCCUGUCUCGUCUUUCCUCCAAGCUAUACAUGUUAAGAUCCUUUAACCUUUCCUGGUAAGUUUUAUCCCGCAAUCCAUGAACCAGUUUAGUAGCCCUUCUCUGAACCCUCUCUAAGGUAUCAAUAUCCUUCUGAAGAUACGGUCUCCAGUACUGUGUACAAUACUCCAAGUGAGGUCUCACCAGUGUUCUGUACAAUGGAAUGAGCACUUCCCUCUUUCUACUGCUAAUACCUCUCCCUAUACAACCAAGCAUUCUGCUAGCAUUUCCUGCUGCUCUAUUACAUUGUCUGCCUACCUUUAAGUCAUCAGAAAUAAUCACCCCUAAAUCCCUUUCCUCAUAUGUUGAGGUUAGCACUCUAUCAAAUAUUCUGUACUCUGCCCUUGGGUUUUUACGUCCAAGAUGCAUUAUCUUGCACUUAUCCACAUUAAAUGUCAGUUGCCACAAUUCUGACCAUUUUUCUAGUUUACCUAAAUCAUUUGUCAUUUGGCUUAUCCCUCCUGGAACAUCAACCCUGUUACAUAUCUUAGUAUCAUCAGCAAAAAGACAUACCUUACCAUCAAGACCUUCUGCAAUAUCACUAAUAAAAAUAUUAAAGAGAAUGGGUCCAAGUACAGAUCCCUGAGGUACCCCACUGGUGACAAGUCCAAGCUUCGAAUAUAUUCCAUUAACUACAACCCUCUGUUGCCUGUCACUCAGCCACUGCCUUACCCAUUCAACAAUAUUUGAAUCCAAACUUAAAGAUUGCAGUUUAUUGAUAAGCAUUCUAUGUGCAACAGUGUCAAAAGCCUUACUGAUCUAUAUUUGUCGUUACUGUUUUUUGUUUUCCAUAGAAUUGCCUGGUAGUUGUACUGCUGACCCUUGGCUUCCUCGUAAUAAUGAGUAAUGCAGCAUGUAUUGAAAACAAGAUGAGACGACCGAGCAAUCUGCCAAAACUUGAUUGUGAGUUAAUUGUACUGGACGAGCUUCAUAUGAGACGCAUAUACAUGUGUCAAUGUUUUAUCCUUGCUUUCUCUCCUUGCUUACUUAGCAAAACUUUAGCAAAAUAUUUCCAUUAAUCAAAACGUCAUAACAGAGCUGUUUCUUAAUUAGUUAGCAUAUUUCUUAUAUUUCUGUUUUGCAAUCAGCAAAAUCCAGUAUUUCAACAGCAAUUGUCUAUCUAUUCCAAAAGGAUUAGUCUAAGCAUAUCAAAAUACCAUAUUGCUAAUAUGAUAAACUUCCGUAUUACAUAUUUGGCAUUAGUGAUGACUCUAAUCAUCUAUGCUAAAUUAUUUGCAUUCUCAAGCUAUAUCCUUGCAGGUACACUUGCAGUAUAUCUGCCAUGGAUGGCCUCUUUCUCUCCAACAUGGCAACUACAGUGCACAUGCUAUAGUUAGUGUAAUUAUUGCUCUAGUGAAAACAAUGUGCUGAUAUCGAAGCCAUGUGGGAGGUCCUCCCUGGUUCCUGGCAGUACUUGGGAAAAGAUAAGUAACUUCAUAAUAGCAAAAUUACUAAAUACAUAUAUAAGUAAAUGCUAAUAUUUCAUAAAUUAUAAAGACUUAAAGACUUUCUCAAGUCUAAGCAAUGUUCCCCUGAAAGCUUGUCAUUACAAAAUUCUGUUAGUACAAUAGAAAUGGUAUUACAAGAUACAAAUUUCAUCUGUUAUUUUACAUCUGCAUCACUGGACUAAUAAGGCUACAAUCUGUAAAACUCUAAUAUAUAUAUAUAUAUAUAUAUAUAUAUAUAUAUAUAUAUAUAUACAUGGACAUAUAUACACAGCACACACAUUUAAUGUACAUACAUACUCGAACUCAAACACUUGGAUACAUAAAAACAACCACAUCCGUAUAUGCAGAGACUUACACACAUACUCAUUCACACAUUCAUAUACGUAAACAUUCAUAUUCACACACAGACUCAUAUCCACACAUUCAUGUAUAUACACAGAUGCAUACAAAUAUACAUUCAUAUACCCACAGACUCGUAUACACAUAUAUUCAUAGACACACAAUCAUUUUUUUUUUCUAUUUAUCUUUACAUCGUGGUUCACCCAUCCUCCUUUUCUUAUCCUGAAGUGGACCCUUAUCUCUGCUUUAUUCAUUGCCCAGCUUGCUGCAGCUCUGUACUGAUGCCAGGGCUGGUGGGAAAUAAGUGCAGACUUGCUGCCUGCUCUGAAGCCACAUACAACAGCCUCACAGCAGGCUGUCUUGUCUGGUGGAAAGAGUGUUCUAUUGCCGCUUGUCAGCUGGGGCAGACCACCUCCUUGCUUCUGCUUGUGUUCAAUGGGGAAAACAGUAUGUAAUGCAAAAAUAAUUCAACCCCAUUUAUAUGUGAGUGAUUAUUUUAGUCACUCCACAAAUGGACCCCUCAAAAUUUCAACGUAAAAAGUCUUUCUCAACUUGAUGUAAAAACCAAAGGAAAAAAAAAGUUACCUGCACAUUUCCCAAAUCCCUAUGCAUAUUUAAAUAAAUGGAGGUUAUUUAGUAACUCCAAUGGCCAUUAGAUGCAAGCCCACAUGCCAUGUCAAGGCAAACCUCUGAUGUGGGUCCUACACUGACUAUUCAUCUUGCUUCCUUGAGCUACUGGCAAAGAAAUCUCUUAUAAGACAGAGAGGGGUAUUUAUAUAAUAUUAUAUAUACCCCUCUCUGUCUCAUUAGAGAUUUACUGGUAUGCAAAUGGAUAUUAUUUUAGUUCCGACGCAGGUAUGUUUAAUAUGCAUCCUAUUAAAAAACGUCCUUAUUUUUAUUCAUUGUAGACUGCAUGGAUAAUGGUGAGAAGCGACCACUGCAAUCAUCGUGGAUCAGGUCUGAUUGCAUGAACUGUACUUGUGGAGCUUCUGGAAUGAUAAGCUGCUGUUCACCGUAAGCAUUAAAGUUAUAUUUAUUUAUUACUGCAAUUUCCUUAUUUCAGCAAUUAAAGUACUGACAAUAAUCACUCCAUGGAAAGAGUUAAACAAUGAUAUAAGAUAUAUAUAUAUAUAUAUAUAUAUAUAUAUAUAUAUAUAUAUAUUGUAAUACAAUUUAGGUCAUAUGUAAUGUUUAUGUGAUGUGCAGGGUUAUAUUUUUCAUAAGGUACACUUAAGAAAAACAAAUGGAAGUAGUUUAGCCUUGACCAUAGUUUAAUCAUAUGUGAUCAUCAUCAUCUGCUCCAGCAUAUUACUCCUCCCUCCCCCAAACCCCCCCUAAAAAAAGGAAAAAAACUAACCUUUUUUUAUUGUUUUAUGGAGUUAUAUGUUGAUUUUGUCUUAAAAAUGGGUAUGUGAAAUGUUUAGUCAUACCUGAGAAUCAGCUAAUCAGUAUUUAUGGACAUGUAAGGAACCAAGAGCAGAUUGCAUCACCUAAAAAGUAUCUCUUUGUGUUUAAGAAUUUUAAGGAAGAUUAUAGGAACUUUAUAUAGGUCAGUAGGAUGAAUAGAUGUCUAAAAUAGCUGUCAGAGGCGUUGCAGCAAUCCAGUUCAGAGGCGUUGCAGCAACGUCAGUCCAGUGAUACAAAUGGAGAGCAAUUAAGUAGACAGGAUUUCAAUAUAAUUACCCCUGACUCACCUUGGAUAAUGUGUCUCUUUACCAAUAUUUCUGAGUGUACAGCUUGGGUCCAAGAAAAUAGCUUGGGUCCUACAUUCUCCUACAUUCUCUGUGCAUUUUACAUACCUUUUUUUUUUUUUUUAAUUACUCUGCACCCUCAAUUGAUUUUUCUAAUCCUUUCAGUCCCAAAGUCAUGUCCCACUCUUCUCUACAAUUACAAUUGUUAUAACCUCUUAAACCACCAUAAUGUUGAUACAUGGAAUAUGGUAAUUCACUCUCCAGUAUCCAUAUUCCCCCAAUGCAUUGCCAUCACUACAUUUACCUAAUUUAUUGCUCCUACGCCACACUCCCUCUAUUAAUUACCUCCAAGAAGAAGAGUGUGUCCUCUUAUUUUUAUUUUACAAAACGUGCAGGUUUUAAAAGAAAUUGACACUUUAUUAAAUUAACCUGGUUACACCCACUAUGCUUUCAAACAGACAACAGGUCAUGUUACUUCCUUGUUUGGUUAGCUCAGUGGAGCUAAUCUCAAGAGGCAACAAUUGCUCAGAGCACCUGCAUUGCAAAGACUUCUCAUUGAGCUGCAUUGAAAAGUCUCUGAUUGGACAACCAUAGAAACUCUAGACUGGGUUAGAAGGCGGUGGUUUGCAAAGGCUGUAGACAUGAGAAUUGCCGGUUUUGAAAGUGGUUUUUAGAUAUAUUUCCAACAAACAAAAAUGCAUAAUUUAAUGCAUGCGAGUUUUCCUUUGAGGUAUAUCUACUAAACACCAUUUUUAUUUAGCUUGUAUUUGGGCAGUGGGGUGUCCCUUUAAUAAUUGUGUUUCAUAGAAUAGCAGAAUUUUUUCAUCUGUCCUUGACCAUAACUGUGUCUUUUAACAGCUUGGAACCCCGAAGUGAAGGCUGUAUAGCUGUAUUUAAUCAAGCCACCUGCACCUACACUUUGAAGAGAGCCGACAACAGUAACAAAGAAUGUGUACCCGAAAUGUCUAUGUGAAUACUGCAAAAUAUUCUACAAAUCUUAAUAUAUAUGUCAUGUGUGUUCUAACCAUGUACCUCCUGUCAGUGUUGAUUUUAAAUAUGUAUUCUUGUGAAAGCUCACAGCUUAGCAAUGGAUCACAAAUUCGUUUACAGGUCGCACUUCUAUAAAGAAGCUUGUCAAUAUUGUAUAGAUUUUAGGUAGAAUGAAAAUCAAUGCUGUAUAGUUUUUAGUACAAGAUGUGUAAAAAGUAUAUUUCUUUUUGCUUUUUUUAACUCAAUGACUUGCUAAUGCUUAAAUAGCUCAUCAGUUGCGCAAGAGACUCUUUGAUUUUAAACAACCUCACCUUAAAUUGUGCAACAAUGGUGCUGUGCAGCGAGUAAUUAUAGAUUUAAAAGUAAUAACAUCACCAAGCACAAACAUGUACAAAAUAAUUAUUUCUUGCUGCAUUAGAUAAUCCAAAUAUUAUUCCAUAUAGUGAUGUCACAAGAUGGCAAAGCAACACAUUUUUUGGUUCAUUUAAAAAUCGAGCACCGCAGCCUGUUUGUAUGAGACACAUAGAUUUUUCCUUAAAACGUAAAGGAACACAGAGAUGUAAAAUGAACCACCAUGAUUAAUUAAUCAUUUACCCCUACAUAAGAUUGAUACAAACAAAUUGCAGGGGGCAUUUUUCAUUUGUCACCUGGUGGCAGAUAUAAUUUAUGUGUCCAUUGGCUGAUUCACCAAUUAUAUCUUUACAUCCACUUGAAAAGAGUCAAAGAACCUAUGUAUAAAGACAUUGCCAUUCUAAAAGGGACAAAAUAUCUAUUUGAACAUAUUACCGUUGAUUUGUAGCUAAUAAAAAUAUUUAGUUUUUUUUAACAAGAAAUGAACAGUAUUCAUAUCAUCUAAAGUAAAGUGCCACAUGUGAGUCUACUAACACAACAUACGAGAGUCUUAAUUAAUUAUAUUUUUAGUAGAUCUCACUAGAAGCUGUUUUAUAAAAAGAGGGGACAUGCCAAGUCCACAGAAAUUAAAGGAUCACUAUAGGGUCAGGAACACAAACAUGUAUUCCUGAUCCUAAAGUGUUAACAUCACCAUCUAGUGCCCCUGGGCCCCUCAUGCCUCCAUAAAUAUAGCAAAAUCUUACUGUAUUCAAGCCAGAAGCUUUUUAGCAGUACAUGGUGAUUUGACAGGUUACUGUGCAGUUCAAUUGUUGAGUAUGUAAAAAAUAUAUUUUAUCUUUAAUAAGUGACCAAAUAAAAGUCUCUCGAGAACAACCAUUGUCAUUUUUGUAAAACUCACAAAUGGUGUCAUUGGUGGACUCUAAAUUGAACAAAUGACAUAAGGGACUCUGUAAUUUUUUUCGGGUGGCCUCAUACACUUAUAAGUAGUUUGUGAUGCUAGAAUGGAAAAUAAAGAAUUCUAUGCACCCCGUACCAGAAACCCGGGUUGUAAUUUUUAAUUAAUGUAUCGGUCCCAAAAUUGAAAUUUUAGAUUUUUGAUUUUAUUUUUAUUUGUGAAAGAGAUUCCAUGACAUAAAUAAAUAAAAAUAUAUAUUUUUAAAAAA
Messenger RNA from Pelobates cultripes (western spadefoot toad), 7240 nucleotides. Lineage: Eukaryota; Metazoa; Chordata; Amphibia; Anura; Pelobatidae. The record is from the annotation of a GenBank genome assembly.